CACAGUUUUCUCCGAAUACAAACAGAAGAGAAAGAAAAAAGAGAGAGACCUAUACAAAAAAAAAUCCAAUUUUAUUUGCUUUGGUCUCUCUCUUUUUCUUCUCUUUAUGUAUAAAAUUUUCUGGCAAUUUUUGAAAUCACCCUUUAAUUUAAAGUUCAAAAGAGGUGCUUCAAAUUGAACAAGUGUUUUCUGUCAGAUCCUUAUUGUACUAGUUGCGCUGUGCUAUGUGGAAAUCCAUUUCAAAUGUCAUCACAAGUUUUGGUCAGAAGAAGGAUUCUGCUGUGCCGAGUCAAACUUGUCACGAAUACUCAGACGAUGAUGAUAUCUGUUCUAAUGAAAGCACCGAGGAAGGACUAGAAUGCCCAAUAUGUUGGGAAUCAUUUAACAUUGUUGAGAAUGUUCCCUAUGUAUUGUGGUGUGGCCACUCUCUUUGUAAGAAUUGUCUGUUGGGACUUAAAUCAGCUUCCAUGAAGAUAUCCACUCAACAAGUCCAGAUUCCAUUGUUCGUUUCCUGCCCAUGGUGUAAUUUGCUGACUCUUCGAUUGUUUUACCAGGGAAAUCUCAAAUUUCCUAGAAAGAACUUCUUCCUCCUCUGGAUGGUGGAGAGCAGAAAUGGUGACAGGACGAAGUCUCCGUCUACCAUAUACAGGGAUCAACUAAUGUGCUCCUCCCCUUGUACUUCAAAUACCAGGAACCCGAGUUCUGUCACGAACUGCAGGAGGGCUCAUCGUAUAGGCUCUUCAGGGUCUGGCACUAGUGGUCCUAACAAUACAAAUGAAACCCCUACAAUGCAACGGGCCCAGUUUUCUCUUCAGAAGUCCCUUGAUUUCUUUUUCCGGUUGACAUCCAAAUUUCCGUUGGUUGUUGUACUUCUUCUGGUUGUUAUAUUUGUGAUACCUUCCAGUGUGGGCAUCUUGAUUCUAUACCUGGUGAUCACAAUUCUCUUUGGACUUCCAUCUUUGCUAGUUAUAUACUUCGCUUAUCCUGCUCUAGAUUGGCUGGUGAGAGAGAUUACUGCUUGAAGUGUUUCCGUUCAAUUUGUUUGAGAAUUAUUUGUUAUGAGUUUCGAGAAUGUAAUACAUAGUUCUAUUUUGCACUAGUAAACAAUGUCUCAUCAGUUUGAUCUUA
Molecule: messenger RNA, 1128 nt
Organism: Solanum dulcamara
Lineage: Eukaryota; Viridiplantae; Streptophyta; Magnoliopsida; Solanales; Solanaceae
Exons: 2
Coding region: 225-1022 (265 amino acids)
Source: RefSeq, a predicted model, not a curated record